This is a messenger RNA of Vitis riparia (riverbank grape), 1335 nucleotides long. RefSeq names its product mitogen-activated protein kinase kinase kinase 18. The transcript has a single exon. Gene Ontology annotation, molecular function: protein kinase activity; ATP binding. Gene Ontology annotation, biological process: protein phosphorylation. The coding region runs from base 28 to 1335 and encodes 435 amino acids. NCBI's taxonomy places the organism in Eukaryota, Viridiplantae, Streptophyta, Magnoliopsida, Vitales, Vitaceae. The record is from RefSeq and is a predicted model, not a curated record.
CACCAGAAUCUCUCUAUCAUCACUCCAAUGGAUUGGACCAGAGGACCCACCAUUGGCCGCGGCGCCUCCGCCACCAUCUCCCUGGCCAUCGCCUCUACCUCAGGGGAGCUCUUUGCUGUCAAGUCGACGGAGCUCUCACGCUCCAAGUUGUUGCAGAGGGAGCAGUCUUUUCUUUCCCAGUUGAGCUCUGAGCGCAUAGUUAAGUACUUGGGAUCCAACACUACAUGUGAAGGUGAUACGAUGUUGUACAAUGUGUUCAUGGAGUAUGUGCCGGGCGGCGCGCUGUCGGAUGAGAUUCGGCGGCGUGGGAAUAGGCUUGAUGAGGAUUGGAUUCGGUUGUAUACGCGGCAGAUACUUCUGGGGUUGGAGUACCUUCAGUUCAAUGGAUUGGUGCAUUGUGAUAUCAAGAGUGAGAAUGUUUUGAUAAGAGAAGAUGGUGCGGUGAUUGCUGAUUUGGGUUGUGCUAAAUCGGUUCAUGGCGAUGGAGGUGGGUCGGUAUUUUCCGGGACACCCGUGUUUAUGGCGCCGGAGGUGGCUCGUGGCGAAGAGCAGGGGUUUCCAGCUGAUGUUUGGGCUCUUGGGUGCACAGUGAUUGAGAUGGCAACUGGCCGCAAUCCUUGGCCGGAGGUAGAUGACCCAGUGUCCGCGCUUUACAGAAUUGGGUUCUCCGGCGAUGUUCCGGAGUUUCCGAUGUGGUUGUCAGAGAAUGGGAGGGACUUUUUGGACAAGUGCCUGAGGAGAAACCCAAGAGAGAGAUGGACAGCCAAAGAGCUUCUUGAGCAUCCAUUUCUUGAGCCUAAUUCAAAGCAAUUGAAAGAGUUUCCUGUGAAAUCCCCCACAAGUGUGUUGGAUGAUCAAGGCUUUUGGGACUCGCUGGAGGCGCCGGUGACUCCCUCCGUUCUGAUGCACAUAGGUUCUUCAUCAAAUUCUCCAGCUGAGAGGAUCCAGAGAUUGAACGAGGGUGCCUUGUCAUCGGGUUCAAAUCUACCCAACUGGACUUGGGAUGAAGAUUGGGUCACAGUUCGAAGCAACUACAUUGAAGAAAGCGCGAGAUUUUCUGAUAACACCACAACUACAUUGGUCAUGGCUUCAUUUGUCCAUGAAGAAGAGCCUGAAAAUUCAGUUCUUAAUGAUAAUUUGUUCAUCCAAAAUUCUCCAGAAAACAUUAGUAUCAGUAGCAGUUUUAGUACUAGUAAAGCCUUUUUGUUGGCCUACGAAAUUGUUAAUGGUUCCCUUGUGUUAAGAGAUUCAAUUUUCAGAGUGAUAAUAAGAACCUUUUCAUUUGCUACAAUCAAUUUUUGUUCUUUUUUUUUUUUUUUCCACUUUCUUUUCUAA